AUGCUUAUACUUUCGCUGUCUGCCCCCCUUCCUCCUUGCCCCCCUCAGGUGGUGCUGCUGCAUGCAGCAGCUGAGGAUUUCACUGCCCUAGCGCCCCUGCUGGCCACAGCAGCAGGAGGAGGGGGGGCCACAGAGGGAGAAGGGGCAGAUGCAGCAGUAGCUGCGAGGGGUGAGGCAGCAGCAGCAGGAACAACAGAAGGUGGAGGGGAAGGCCGCACAGCACGAGCUCUCGCGCUGAUCGCACCCCCGCAUGAGGAGUUUCAAGGCAACGCAAGGGUGCUGACAGGUGCGGUGCGGUUGGUGGGGUCACUGGCAGGUAAGAAGGCGCGAGGCCUUACUCUGAUCGCACCCCCGCAUGAGGAGUUUCAAGGCAACGCAAGGGUGCUGGCAGGCAAGCUCAUCCGCAAGGUGAAGGCCUGCUGGCUGCCCCUCUGCUGCUUGCCUCUACUCUGCCCCCUCUUUCAAAGACCCUUAUUCCCAAACCCCCUCUGCUGCCCCCCUUCACUAAAAACCCCCUGUCCUUUCAACCGCUCCCCUCCACCAGGCAGGCUCCUCCGCAAGGUGAAGGCCUGCUGGCCGUCCGCUGUGCUGCUGGCCUCCACUCUGCCGCCCGUUUCCUCUGCCGCCCGCAUUGAUCAUUUCGUCUUGGAGGGCGAGGGGGUGAAAGGGGGAAGAGGCGUGGGAGAGGAGGAAAAGGAGGGUUGCAAGAGGAGGCGGAUGGGGGUGAGGGAAGAAGGCGGGGAAGAGGAUGCGGGGAAAGAAAGUGAGAAAUGUGAUCAGAACGAGUUUUAUCUGCAAGUGCUUCAAGCGGUGCAUGCCAUGGUCGCGGCUAUCGAACGUGUGAAGGACUCCGUAUUUGAGCGGGGUCGUCAGUCUACCCAGCCUUUACCUGUUUUAAAUCGACCCAAAGCGCCUGCAGCAAUGUUGGCCAUUUUCCAGAAGUCGAUAGGCGAGGCGCCUCAGGAGCUGAUGGCGCCGAAGCUGAACCGGUCGGCGUCCAUGUCGGGCCGGCUGGACGCGAAGGAGAUCCUCCACGGCUUCAAGAAGGCGCACCCGGGCGCCGUGCUUAUGCAGUUUGACGAGCAACACGCUAUCGCGUACACGCACGACAUGCAAGACUUUCUCAUGCCCAGGCAAUUCGCGGCGUGCGACGAUGUCUUCUGCGCGUUCGCCGGCAACAUCGAGAACCUCGCGCAGCUGCGGCAGCGGUACGGGCUGGACCGGCACGUGAGCGAGGUGAAUCUGAUCAUCGAGGCGUACAAGACGCUGCGCGAUCGCCGCCCGUACCCGCCAGACCAGGUCAUCGCGGACCUCGCGGGCGCGUUCGCGUUCGUGCUGUACGACAACAAGGCGAAGAAGGUUUUCGUGGCGCAUGACGCGCAAGGCAAGGUGCCCUUGUACUGGGGCAAGUGCCUGGACGACGGAGUGCUAGCCUUUUCGGACGACCCUGCUGUUCUCAAGGCCGGCACCGGCUCCUCCUUUGCCCCCUUCCCUCUCGGCUGCUUCUACUCGUCGGACGGUGGGCUGCGCAGUUUCACCCACCCCGAGAAGCAGCUGAAGGCCAUUCAGCACAUUGACAGCCAGGGGGAGCUGUGUGGCGCCACCUUCAAGGUCGACAGCCAGCAGGACCUCACCCAGAUGCCUCUAGACCCCAAGGACGACAGUGGACGGGGCUGGUCGUAA
Messenger RNA from Closterium sp. Naga37s-1, 1683 nucleotides. The record is from the annotation of a GenBank genome assembly. NCBI's taxonomy places the organism in Eukaryota, Viridiplantae, Streptophyta, Zygnematophyceae, Desmidiales, Closteriaceae.